GUAGUGUGACCAGACGUGCGCAGAGUGUGGAGGCCACUCCUAACAACCCUUUUCACCUCAAGAUGGCCCUCCUGUCCCCCACCCUGGACAUGGUCCUCACUGCGGUCUUCAGUGUCCUCUGCCUGGGGCUGGCCUUGGGCCUGCUGUGCUUCUUCACCUGCCGCCUGGCCAGGCCGCUCAGGAUUGGAACAUCACCUAACAUCAGCUAACGGGUUGACCACUGCCAGCUCACCCCUCCCACCCACCCACAGCGAUCGUACCCCUGGGCUCCGGAGAGAGAGCGGGUCUUGGAGUAUACACCAUGAUCUCACCGUUCUUAGUGCUGGCCAUCGGCACCUGCCUCACCUCCUCCUUAGUGCCAGAGAAAGAGAAAGACCCCAAGUACUGGAGAGACCAAGCUCAGCAGACCCUGAAAAAUGCCCUGAAGCUCCAGAAUCUCAACACCAACGUGGCUAAGAACAUCAUCAUGUUCCUGGGAGACGGGAUGGGCGUCUCCACGGUGACGGCGGCCCGCAUCCUCAAGGGCCAGUUGCACCACAACCCCGGGGAGGAGACCAGGCUGGAGAUGGACAAGUUCCCCCACGUGGCCCUCUCCAAGACGUACAACACCAACGCGCAGGUCCCCGACAGCGCGGGCACCGCCACUGCCUACCUGUGCGGGGUGAAGGCCAAUGAGGGCACCGUGGGGGUGAGCGCAGCCACCCAGCGCUCCCAGUGCAACACCACCCGGGGGAACGAGGUCACCUCCAUCCUGCGCUGGGCCAAGGACGCCGGGAAAUCUGUGGGCGUCGUGACCACCACGCGAGUGAACCACGCCACCCCCAGCGCCACCUACGCCCACUCUGCCGACCGGGACUGGUACUCAGACAACGAGAUGCCCCCGGAGGCCCUGAGCCAGGGCUGCAAGGACAUUGCCUACCAGCUCAUGCACAACAUCAGGGACAUCGAGGUGAUCUUAGGGGGUGGCCGGAAGUACAUGUUCCCCAAGAAUACAACCGACGUGGAGUAUGAGCAAGACGAGAAGGCCAGGGGCACGAGGCUGGACGGUCUGAACCUCAUCGACAUCUGGAAGAGUUUCAAACCGAGGCAUAAGCACUCUCACUACGUCUGGAACCGCACCGAGCUCCUGGCCCUCCACCCCAGCACCGUGGACUACCUCCUAGGUCUCUUUGAGCCGGGGGACAUGCAGUACGAGUUGAACAGGAACAAUGUGACUGACCCGUCACUCUCCGAGAUGGUGGAGAUGGCCAUCAAGAUCCUGAGCAAGAACCCCAAAGGCUUCUUCUUGCUGGUGGAAGGAGGCAGGAUCGACCACGGGCACCAUGAGGGCAAGGCCAAGCAGGCGCUGCACGAGGCGGUGGAGAUGGACAUGGCCAUUGGGCAGGCAGGCGCCAUGACCUCCUUGGAAGACACGCUGACCGUUGUCACUGCUGACCACUCCCACGUCUUCACCUUCGGCGGGUACACACCCCGUGGCAACUCCAUCUUUGGUCUGGCCCCCAUGCUGAGCGACACGGACAAGAAGCCCUUCACCUCUAUCCUGUACGGCAACGGGCCUGGCUACAAGGUGGUGGGCGGGGAGCGAGAAAAUGUCUCCAUGGUGGACUACGCUCACAACAACUACCAGGCGCAGUCUGCCGUGCCCCUGCGGCACGAGACCCACGGCGGGGAGGACGUGGCAGUCUUCGCCAAGGGCCCCAUGGCACACCUGCUGCACGGCGUCCACGAGCAGAACUACAUCCCCCACGUGAUGGCCUACGCCGCCUGCAUCGGUGCCAACCGCGACCACUGUGCCUCAGCCAGCUCCUCAGACAGCCCUUCCCCGGGCUUCCCGCUGCUCUCGCUGGCCCUGCUCCUCCUGGGCGUCCUGUUCUGAGGGCCCGGGCCCGGGCAUCCACUAGCCCAUCACGGAUGGCCAGCCUCCCCCUCCCAGCGCUGCACACCGCCCAUGGGCCACACCUCAAGGGGCCAGGGGGUGGGGGCACCCACAGCCUCUGCAGCUGCCGGAAAGGGGACCCGGGAAACCAGUCUGCUGCCAGCCUCGGCCUCGCUCCCCUCUGGAUCCUCCCCUGGGGCCGGACCGGUUCCCAGCCUCCUGCCUCAGCCCCACCCCCGCCCCCCCGCCCCCGCUGCCCCUUUGGCUAGCAGGGUAGGUUUCUUUUGGGCAGACAGAGAGUACAGACUGCAGACAUUCUCAAAGCAUCUUAUUUUUCUAGCAAACAUAUUUCUCCAGAUCCGGAGGCUCUGGAGCUUCCAUGGAACAUUCCAGAUCUGACCCUCCCACUCUCCUCUCCUCCCGUCUGGAACCUCCCAGGGCCCACCAUGCUCCUGUCCAUAUCUGAAGAGGAGACGAGUCCUUCUGUCCAGGAUGGGGGUUUGCUCACUCGCUCCAAGGCCUCCCGGGGCUCCCAGGAAGUGGGCCCCUGGGACUGGCUGCCCAACCCCAGGUGGCCUGGGCUGGGAGGGAGCAGCAGCCUGGCGGGCAGACACCUCCCAGCUUCGAACACACGCGCCAGCUCCUCCUUGAAGCGACUCUCCUGUUUGGAACGGCCAAAAACAAAUUUUUUUUUCUCUCUUUUUGGUGUUGGUUAAAAGGGAACACAAAACAUUUAAAUAAAAAUU
This is a messenger RNA of Phyllostomus hastatus (greater spear-nosed bat), 2622 nucleotides long. RefSeq names its product alkaline phosphatase, biomineralization associated (gene ALPL). The transcript is spliced from 12 exons. Gene Ontology annotation, cellular component: plasma membrane. The coding region runs from base 302 to 1876 and encodes 524 amino acids. Gene Ontology annotation, molecular function: alkaline phosphatase activity. Gene Ontology annotation, biological process: dephosphorylation. Lineage: Eukaryota; Metazoa; Chordata; Mammalia; Chiroptera; Phyllostomidae. The record is from RefSeq and is a predicted model, not a curated record.